AAACCAACAAAUCUGGUUUUGGUUUUUGGUUCAUUAUGUUAAUAGAACCCAGACAUUUGUUCAUUUGCUAUUUCCCAUCUUUUGAUCAUACUGAUUUUUAUUUUAUCUUUUAUUUUCAGAAGGAGUUUUGGAACACCUAUACAAAAGCACAACAAGGAGAGAGUAACAGAGGAAGUGACUGGUUUCAGUUUUACCUUACCUUUCCAUUAAUCUUUGGUCUCUUCAUUAUCCUUCUUGUCAUUUUUCUAAUUUGGAGAUGCUUCCUCAGAAACAAAACUCGCAGACAGACAGUAACUGAAGGCCACAUUCCUUUCCCACAGCACCUUAAUAUUAUCACUCCACCUCCCCCAGCAGACGAAGUGUUUGAUAGCAGUGGAUUGUCACCAGGCUUUCUGGAAUAUGUAGUUGGGCGCUCCGAUUCUGUCUCCACUCGCCUAUCCAACUGUGAUCCCCCACCCACCUAUGAGGAAGCCACUGGCCAGGUGAACCUCCGGAGGAGUGAAACAGAACCUCAUUUAGACCCACCCCCAGAGUAUGAGGACAUCAUUAAUUCCAACUCAGCCAGUGCCAUUGCUAUGGUGCCUGUGGUCACCACCAUCAAAUGAAACUGCAACCUUCUUUUUACUGUAAUCAUUUUUAAAAUACUAAUGAAAGAACUUUCUAGCACUUUACCACUACAUAAAUGCGCAUUGACUUAUUUUAUUGGACUCUGACAGCAUACCACUUUACAUUUUCUGAUUUGAUUUUCAUUAGUUUUGUUUCCUACUAUAAAAUCAUUAUCCAUGCUCAUUAUCUCUAAUGGAAAUAUGUGAAGAGGGAAAAAAUCUUAGUGGAGGUCUUCACGUGAUGUGAUGAGACGUGUAUCAGCCCAGUAUACGUGCAAGUGUCUUAAAAAGCCAUUAACUUCUGUCUAAAUCACCUAUAAAGAAAAUAUUACUCUCCAAAAUUGGGGGUGGGGGGAGACACCAACAAUUUGUGUAAUAGCCACAUGCUGUUGAAUUUUGAAAAUAAGAUGAACUUAGCAUGUUUUCUAAUUCUUCCUGGAUUUUGUUGACAUCCCUUUUUCUUCAACUACCUUAAAUAAAUGCAUGUAUUCCAUCUUGAUUUUAGGAACAUCUCAGAAACAGAGAAGGAAGGCACAAAUAAAGGAUACUUUAUUUAUAGCGUAUAGCAAGAAUAUCAUUGGUCAUUAGUGACAUUUGGCUAGUUUUGGAGGAAGGAUUUUGUUGUUGACUGCCUUUCCCCACCCGCUCACCCCCAAAUUAAACAGUGUUGCUUAGUGUCUUUGAAUGUCUCAUGCUAUUUGUAUUAACAUCUUGGUAGAGAGGAUUUCCUGGUAACAUAAUAGUUUCUAAAGUAGUUAUAUGUAUUAAUGACAGGGAAUAGAUACAGAUUUCUCCUUUGCUCAUUUGUGACAAAAUUAUUUUCUUUUUGCUAUUUUAUUGCCUUUUACUCUACUGUCUACUCCCUCUCCUACCACCACAGAAUCUAUAAGAACCUAAGAAUUUAGUUAAAAUUCUUGAAAUUAUUUUCUUAGUUUUUGUAUAGACUGGAGUCUUUGCCUCAAGAUGCUUAGGAGGCGUUUUUCCAUUAAAUUAAGAACUGUGAUUUUAUAUUGCUCUUCAGUUGGUGGGGGAAAACUGCAAAGUCUGUGUUGUGCCAGGUGCACAAUAAAUCUGUUAUAGUUUUACCUAGAUCUCAUUAUUGUUGCUCUUUCGUUUUGUAUUUUCAUCAUUUUUUUUUUUAAGUGCAGGAUUUUUCUUUCUUUUCCCGUGGAGUAGAGGGAACAGGCUAUGAAUUAACUGCCAACAUAAACUGGCUCAGAAAGAAGUUGUUUCAUAUAAAGUUCCAUUAUGUAUGCACUGAUGGAAAAUUUACUAUAUUGGUCAGGGAAAUGGCUGUGCCACUCCCAAGCCUCCUUAGUGUUGGAGAAAAUGGUUAAUUGAGGCAGAAGGAACACAGGUUCUGGAAGCAUCAGCCAUAUCCUGCUGCCUCCAUCUUCAUCCCCACAGGCCCCUCUCCCAAUCCUGCCCUAGAACCCCAAAAAGGAGGAAUGCUGGGGGGAAACCCUGAACUAGGACUCAGAUGACCUGAAUUCUCAUCCUGUUCUGUAAAAAAGGUACUUGCCACGGUGCUCUGGGAAAGGCCCAUAUCUGCACCUCAGAUUCCUUAACUCUGAAACGGAUAAUGUCAUUUGGCCUGCCCAUCUCCAGGGGCUUUAAAAGGAUCUAAUGAGGUGGUGUGUAUGAAAGUGAUUUGUAAGAUGUGAAGAGCUGCCUACGUGUGAUGUCAUAGCAUUGUUCUUACUGUGCUUCAGGGAGAAUUUUCUCCGUUUCCCUAAAAUGUAUCAGAGCUUUCACAUAGUGAGAACUAGAGGAGCCGCUCCAUUAAUGGCUAACAUGCUCCUGAUCUGAGUAUGUGGGCUGUAUUAUACUUCUGUCCCUCUCUGGUCUAUACCAAUGCUGUGCCAGUUCAAGAGAUGACAGCCAGCUUAGCACAAACAGGAUUUAGCAGAUGUUGGAAAGGGAACUAAGAUGUAUAUGUUUAGUUAAUAGGUUUUGUAGCUUUCAUGAACUAAAAAUUAAUAAAUCUUGACCCUGGUCUCAGUUGAAAUGACUAUUAUUUUGAAUUUGACUGUGAGCACAUGGUGACUUUUGGCUUCUUACAGCUAAAAAUGGGAGUGUUUGAUCCAGUGACUUGUGUGUGCAUGUAUGACUAUUUUGGUUUAUUUUUAAAGGAAAAUUAAGGUUCCUUUUGUGUGGAUUUUUUUUUGGUCAUUAACAUUAGGCCUUAGAUUAAACCAGCAGUUUUUAAAGUGUGCCUGGCCCAUGAACCCCUGGGAGUCCUUGAGAGCCUUUCAGGGCACCUGUGAGAUCAAAACUAUUUUCAUAAUAAUACAAAGGCAUUAGUUGUCUUUUCACUCCGUGUCUCAAAAAGUAGUUGAAAGUGUAAAACAAUGCCAUUUCCCACAAAUCUUUUUUCUGUUUUAGGAAAUACAGCUAUUUUCUUAAACAUGUUAUUUAUGUUAGCAUGUAAUAAACUUUAAUUUUUGAAUACUUAAAUUUUUUUUCAGUUUUAUUUUCUAAUAUGGCAAAUAUUGAUGGAUAUAAACUAUAUAAACAAAAGCUCUUUAACAUCCAGGUCUCUAAUAAAUUUUAAGGAGUGUAAAGGGGUCUGGAAAUCACAACUUUUAGAAUUACAGGAGAAAGCAGGAUAUUCUAUUACUACGUAUAUAUUCUUGCAACUUUAUUUUAUAUUUUAAAGUCCUGAUACUGGAUUUAAUGCUGCCUCUUAGAGAUACCUGCAUUACAAUAUGAGAAUGGAUGUUGGUUCUUGAAGCAAAGGCCAAAUGCUUAAUCUAAUCAAUGGCUACAGCUUUUUCACCUGUUGGUCAAAGAAAACACACCACUCUGUAGUGAUAACUGACACCAGCCAUAGAUCUCAUGGCAGCAUUCAUGGGAUAAUGACAGGAUAAACAAAAAUACCACUUUCUUCAAGAAACAUUCUCUUAGGUUUGGUUUGUUUGAUUUUGACUUAGUUUUACAUUUUUCAAAACCCUUUUGCUGCCCCAUCUGGUUUUAUAAACUGAGUUUCUUAACAUUUGUUAUAAUUAAAGGGGCUCGUCUGGAAUAAUAUGUAUUUUUUAUGCUUUUGCCUUUCUUACAUGAUUGAUAUUACAUUCACCUUUGGUCAUUUUUAAGAAAGGUUUAUUUUUGCAGACAUAUUUAGUACCUUUCUUAAGCAGUAACUAAAUUGAAUCAACCAGUUUGCAUUUAAAUGAGACACUGGGCUUAAUGGUCUUCCAGUGGAAUGAUUUCCAGGCCUCCACAUGCAGUGGCUGUGUCUGGAAUCCUACAACUGGCACUUUGCCUUUCUGCUUGGAAUUAUAUCUGUUUAAAGUGAAUUAAAGGAUUUCUUUUUUUUUACUGACCAGUACAAAUACAAAUGCUGUGUUUGAUUGAUUCAUUGUUAAUGAUGACUUCAAGAUUGAUGAUCUGAGACAAUAACUUGGUUCUGUGUAAAUAGCAUGUAUUUUAUUACAAUUCACAUUUUUAAACACUUGGUUUACAUUAAAUUAUGGUAUUUAACUAUUUUUAUGUUUAUACUAGGUAAGGUUUUUCUUAUGUUUCUGUGUUUUUGGUAUGCUAAAUAAAGCUAUUUUUAAACCCAA
Messenger RNA from Leptonychotes weddellii (Weddell seal), 4171 nucleotides. The record is from RefSeq and is a predicted model, not a curated record. NCBI's taxonomy places the organism in Eukaryota, Metazoa, Chordata, Mammalia, Carnivora, Phocidae.